Molecule: messenger RNA, 2223 nt
Organism: Didymodactylos carnosus
Lineage: Eukaryota; Metazoa; Rotifera; Eurotatoria; Philodinida; Philodinidae
Source: the annotation of a GenBank genome assembly
AUGUUAUACGGUAUCCUAUUGGAAAGUUGUCGGGAUGGUAUUUGUACAGCAUACGGACACUCAACGUGGAAACGAAUUGUUGAAGAAUUAAAUUUUGAACACGACUCAUUUUCGACAUUGGGACGUUAUGAAGAAAAUCUUAUUGAAAAAAUUGCUGAAUGUUUAACAGAAAUCUUGCAUGAGGGUUCACCAGAAACUUAUAUGCAAUUUUUUGGGGAAUGUUUCGUCAGGUUUUUUACAAUGUAUGGUUAUGAUAAAAUUCUCCGAGUUGCUGGUAGAUUUUUUCGUGAUUUUUUACAUUCAAUCGAUCAAUUGCAUGACAGUAAUAGAUUCAGUUUUCCAAAAAUGAAAUCACCAUUGUUCCAUGUUACGGAUGAAGAUGAAAAUGGUGCCGUAUUGCAUUAUAAAUCAAAACGUCGUGGAUUUCAACGUUAUGUUAUUGGUCAAUUGAGAGAAUGUGGCACACGGUUUUAUAAUGAAGAAAUAUCGGUUCGAAUUCAAGAUGAUAUAUCAACAAAUGAAUACAGUCAUAUUAUUUUUCGUGUAGAAUUUAAUAAUAUAAGUGCAAAAGACACAUCGAAGCGAUUACUAAAUGCACCAACAUUGCCUGAUAUAACAAGUUCAACAUUUUUUAAAGUAUUUCCAUUUUGUAUUCUUAUUGAUCCGUCUAUGAGAAUCUAUCAUCUUGGUAAAAGUAUAAAAAAUUUAUUUCCAUCUGAUACACUUUUGAGUGGACGAUAUUUGGAAGAUGUAUUUCGAUUGGUACGACCAGAUAUUUUACUUGGAUGGAGUAAGGUGUUAUCGUACGGACGCCAUAUUGUAUUUGUCAUAGAAAGCAAAAUACCGUUAAGAUCUGAUAUGAAAUCGAAGAAAGCGCCGGGUGUCAUUCGUUUAAAAGGUCAAAUGAAAUUAAUUACAAAUUGGAAUAUGGUGGCAUUUUUAUGUCAUCCUAUAUUAACUACAACGGAAGAAAUGCUGUCAAUUGGUCUAUAUUUACAUGAUUUAAAUUUUUACGAUGGAACAAGUGAAAUAUUAAUUUCCGGCAUGCAGCAUGCGCGAACUCUACAAGUAGCCAUUGAUAAGCAACACGCAUGGAUAACAAAAUUACAAUCAUCUAAAGCAGAAUUACAAGGCUUUCGACGAACAAGUAGGCGUCUUCUGUAUUCAAUGAUGCCUCGACAUAUUGUACAAAUGUUACAAGAAGGUAUACAACCAAAUUCCAUAUGUGAAUCUCAUAAACUGAUUACCAUUAUGUUUGCUUAUUCAAUGGAUUUUAAAGAUGUUAUUCAGAAACUAGAUCCAACGCAAAUUGUUGAAUGUAUGAAUCAAACUGUAAAUGUGUUCGAUAGAUGUACCGAAAAAUUUGACGUAUUCAAGGUUGAAACAAAAGCUGAUGCGUCCUAUAUGAUUAUAGCGGGAUUUCAAGAUCGAUCAACAACUCAUCGUCGAGAAUCAAUUACGAGUGCUGCGACAACAACAAAUUCAUCACAAGCCGAUGAUACUGAUAUUGUUCUUAAAAAUGCAUUAAAUUUAAAUCAGGCAGAAGUAAUUGCCGGCUUAGCAUUAGAAUUAUUAAAAAAUUCUAAAAAUAUAAUUAAUCCAAUAACGAAGCAACCGUUUCGUGUUAAAUUUGGAUUUCAUUCUGGUUCAGCUGUUGGUGGAAUUGUUGGUAAUAAAAAUUUCCAGUAUUGUUUAUUUGGUGAUACAGUGAAUACUGCUUCUCGUGUAACAACAAGUGGCGAUGUAGGCAAAAUUCAUGUUAGCGAUACAUCGCAUGAACUUUUACAAGCAUCGCAGUAUUUUGAUCUAGCAUUUCGAGGAAAAACCGAAAUGAAGGGUAAAGGUAUGAUGUCAACAUAUUGGUUGACAGGCGCUAAACCUGCCUAUUUGAGCCAAAUGGAAGUAAUGAAUGAAUUAACGGAAAAAGAAGAGGGAGUUACUGCCACAAUGUUUCAACAAACGAUGUACAGUGUGAAUACAAAUACUGCACCGCCGCCAGAUGAGAAAGAAAGAACUAUCAGUACGUCUGAGCAGGGAAAAGACUCACCGGAUAAACCGAGUACGGAUAAUUCAGAGCUUGGAAAUAAUGCACAAGAGUCGAAUAAUAAACCAGUACCGCAAAAAAUACCAGUGGCAAAAAAAAAUGUCUUAAAUAAAAUUGUCUCCGAUAUUGCGCCUGGUCAAUGUCCAUUUUCCGGAUUGAAAACUUCUAGUUUUAUGUAA